AUGGCUGACGACAAACCAAUGAGAAACGGUCAUGCAGACCAGGGCGCAUCACUUGGCUUCGUGGUAGACACUGCUGGCGACGCUACCCUCGGACAACUCGCACCGUCCCUGAGCAAGAAGGUUAGGAAACAAGGCGAACCUGAUCCGCUCUUCACCGGAGCCGUGUCACAUAUUGUCGACAAGAAGCCGCUCGCCAUCGUUGACACCGAAGGCAACGAGACAUUCCGCUGGGAACCGCACAUGCCUGUCCCUAUGGACCCCCGUCUCUGGCAAGGCGUUGUCGUCAAAGAGCUUCCGAAAGCCGUCCGGAAAGUCCGCCGUGACUGGAUGGCUGCCCGUCGCGCGGAGAAGAAGAGUCGCGAAUCACAAGGCAGCAAAGCACCGCUCCAGAAGAAGAGUAAAGGUCAGCGCAAGGUCGAGGCUCGUGAGGAUUUCGUCAAGAAGGUUUUGCACGAGAGCCGUCAAGCCGUCAAGAAUGCUCCCGAUGGUGUGCGGCCGGCCGAAAUUUAUGUCAGCAUCGAUGGCAUCAACGACGUGCCGUUGGUGAAGGUGGAGUCAUUGUACGGACCGUUCAAGAAGGGCGAGUUGGCCUUGGCACGAACGGUGGCCCGGCGGGUGUUGAGGAAUGUGAAGCGGGCGCUCAAGGCGGAGAAGGGGAAGGGGAAGGGGAAGGGGUGGAAGAAGAGGGAGCGGGCUGCGAAGGAUGCAGCGACGAAUGCGGGGAUCAGUGGGUUUGUAGAUCGUGCCAGGAUAGACGUCAAGGCUGGGAGUGCGGUCAAGGAUCUGUUGCUGUAA
Molecule: messenger RNA, 795 nt
Organism: Baudoinia panamericana UAMH 10762
Lineage: Eukaryota; Fungi; Ascomycota; Dothideomycetes; Mycosphaerellales; Teratosphaeriaceae
Exons: 1
Coding region: 1-795 (264 amino acids)
Source: RefSeq, a predicted model, not a curated record